CGCUGGACCUGCAGAUAGCAUGCUUCUGAAGUCGCACAAACUUCUGAAGUAUUUCAAACCUAAAGUUUGAGGUUAAACUUUUUGCCUUUUUCAAGCUGCUACCUCCCUUUGCGACGAUCUUAUCUAAAUAGAUUCCCUGAAUGUUUUUGCUUAGGGGGAACAAAAAAAGUGAACUUGAGAAAACACAUGGUUUCAGACUGAGUGUGGACUUUUGAGUUUACCAGAGAUUUGGCUUUAGACUUUUUAAGAAUUCAGAGCUUUAUGCUCUGUUGUGUUUAUAGUUUUAGAUUUUUUUAACUUUAGAUUCUUUCACUUUUGAGGUUUUUUUUUGAGAUUCCCAAUAUUUGGAUGAUGACGUGCAAGACCUGUUUAAUCUAUGCCUCUAUAGUAACAGGUGUGCUCAUGCUCGUAGCAGGCUUUGGCAUCCUCUUGGCUGUUGAUCUGAAAACACGGAUGGAGCAGAAGCUGAAAGCAGAGAUCACGCUGACUGAGGGCAGUAAAGUGUUCCAGUCAUGGAAGAAUCCUCCCCCUCCUGUCUUCAUGGAGUUUUUCUUCUUCAAUGUCACAAACCCAGAUGGAUUCAUGGAUGGAGAGAAGCCACACCUCACACAAAUGGGACCAUACACUUACAGGGAGUACAGACCCAAGGACAAUGUCACCUUUGUGGGAAAUGGAACAGUUUCUGCUCUGACCACCAAAACCUUUGUGUUUGUGCCUGAAAUGUCAGCUGGAGACCCGAGUUCGGAUCUCGUAACUACUGUUAACAUCCCAGCUGUGGCGGUGAUGAAUAAAUUAAAGGAUGUGGGUUUUUUGAUCAGAUCAAGCAUUGCUAUGUUCAUGUCUUCAAUGAAAACCACCAUGUUUAUGACCCACACUGUGGAUGAGCUGUUGUGGGGCUUUAAGGAUCCUCUGCUCAGUCGUUUACGCUCUGUAAAACCUGAGGUGGACGAGAACUUUGGCCUCAUGCUAUAUAAAAAUGGAAGUAACGAUGGCGAGUUUGUUUACUACACCGGAGAAAAUAACUACUUGGACUACGGCCGAAUCCACACUUGGAAGGGUGAAAAGUUGAUGUCGUAUUGGGCCACCAGACAGAGUAACAUGAUUAACGGGUCAGACGGUAGUGCUUUUCACCCAUUCCUGACUAAAGAGGAGCGACUAAAUGUAUUCACAGCAGAUCUCUGCAGGUCCAUCUACAUGCUGUUUGAGAAAGAGGUGACUGUGAAGGGGAUUCCAGCGUAUCGUUACACUCCUCCUCGUGCUGUAUUAGCCAGUGGAAAGAACAAUCCUGAAAAUGAAGGUUUCUGCCUUGAGACAGACAAAGAAAAAUGCCUGGAUGAUGGAGUCUUAAACGUAGCAGUGUGUCGUAAAGGUGCUCCAGUCAUCGUCUCAUUCCCUCAUUUCUACUUGGCUGAUGAGAAAUAUGUCGAAGACAUAGAGGGAGUUUCACCAGUCCAUGAACAUCAUCAGACUUUCCUCGAUCUGAACCCGACCACAGGUUUGCCAGUUCGUGCUGCUAAAAGAGCCCAGAUCAACAUUAAACUGGAUAGAAUAACCGGAUUUCCAAUGACCAGAAAACUCAUUGGCACCAUCUUCCCUGUCAUGUUCCUAAACGAGUCUGUUGUGAUUGAUGAUGCAUCAGCUCAGAGACUGCAGAACCUCCUUUUCAUUGUGAAGCUUGUUCCAAACUUCCCCUUCGUUCUGCUGGCUCUGGGAGCCAUCAUGUUAAUCAUCGGCCUUGUCUUCUUCUUCCUCGCCCGCCAGAAAAAGGACUCCUCAAAGACAGAAACAUCGUACUCUCCUGUCACCACUAAAGAUGAAGACUCGGUCGGGAAGAACGGCGCUUUCAUCGGCAUGACGCCUGUGGAGAAGUCUUGAACAGGAUGUGUGUGUGUGUGUGUGUGUGUGUGUGUGUGUGUGUGUGUGUGAGAGAGAGAGAGUAUGAGAGGGAGUAUCAUACAAAUUCUGGUGUUCCUAAAAAUGCUGUUUUUUUUUUUUAAACUAUCAACUUAUUCAAGUUGUAAAUGUGACAUCAACAGGCUUCCACUCAGGAUGACCAUGGAGCCCUGAAUGAAUGAAUGAGUGUGUGUGUUUAGGUGUGUUUCUGUGAGUGAGUGUGUGAGUGAGUGAGUGAGUGAGAGUCCAGUGUCUUGGACUGAAUUGAAAUAUUUUGUUUAAUGAGUUGCUGAAGCACCUGGCAGGGUAUUUCAUGUCAGGCAAACAUUUCAGUUUCAGAGGUCAAUGGAGUUGGAGAGAGAUUUUUAAUGGAAAAUUCCUAUUUUUUCAGACUGUUAUUUCUCAGUACAGGGAUGCAGCAGUUGCUACUGUAACAAUGUGGCUGCUUUUGUGCCUUACAGUCGCAUCCAAAAGACUGAAUCCACUUUUGUGAACUUUAGAUUUCAUCAUUAUUCAAAAAUAAGCUCAAUUCCAGUAAAGUGAGAAGCAUGUUAGGGUUAAACGGAGGACUAAACUAAUCAGAUUCGGUAUCAGUUGUUAGUCCAGAAUAAAGUCCUGAAGUCCAGAAUAAAUGUCAGUGUUAAUGUAGGAGAAAAUGUUUCAGUGACAAUUUACGCAGAUGCUAAAAUCAAUUUUCUGGGCUUCUGUGUGUGAUGUUCACGCCUGCGUUUUAAGCAGCCUUUAGUGGCCACAGUGGGCUUCUGAUUAAAGACCGCAGACGAUUGCCAUAAAAAUCGUAAUCUAUUUUUAUCACACUUUUCAUUUGCUGUGAUGAUUUUUCAAAUGAACACAAUAUUGCCUUUAUUUUUGUUCAUUCAUGCGAUUUCCCAUAAAGAACAGAUACGUCGCUGUCUCCCUCUGUGUCCUUGGUUUAAAGGGCCAAAUCUAUUCAUCAUUAAUCAUGUCUCACAUUAAAACAAUAGAAUAUGUGGUCAGUCAGAUUUAAGAGAACGUAGUAUGUAUUACGUUUAGAUUAAAAAAAAAAAAGAUUCUCAAAAAAAAUUUUUAGAGGUGAUUUUAUUGCUGCAACUAAACUUUAUUUCAACCUUUUUUGAGUUUCUAAUUACCAGAUUGAAUUAUAGAACCAGUUCAUGUACGAUGAACGUAAACCGAUUAGAUUUACAUUUACAGCGUUCGGCAGACACUGUUCAGAGUUUUUUUUUAUAUAUAUAUAUAUAUAUAUAUAUAUAUAUAUAUAUAUAUAUAUAUAUAUAUAUAUACAUACAGGGGAAAAAGUUCUAGUUCAAGUAUUUCAUGAAGAAGUAGGUCUUCAACCUAGAUGUGUAUUAAAAUAGCGCAGUAGUACUGCGGCUGUGGCAAAACACCAGCAAACCUGGUUUCCGGCCCUCGGUUCAAGUGAGAGCUUAGAUUUUAUUCAGGGUUUUGAAGAAUGAUGGUCACCGACUGUGUAAUAUGUAUAAAAACAAACUCAUUUCAAUAAUGUGGAACAGAUGUAUGCAGUUUAUUACUGUAAUUUUUUACAUUUCGAGAGUUUGUAUUUUCUGUCACUGUUUCUGUCAAGUGCUGUUUAAGUGUCCAGAACAUACAUUUCAGUAUGACAGACUGGUACAGGAUUUAAAUCGUUACUCACUUGAGUCGAUAACAAACAAGAAGAAAUCAUGCACAACCGAGACACAUCGAUGUUUUACUCAAACUAUUCCCCACAUGCAUAAUUCUCAAAUAACUUUUGUGUAGCUGAGGCCUGUAUGCUGAUGUUGUGUAUUUUUAGUUAACAAUUCUGAAUACAAACUUCAAAAGACCACAACAGUUAACGCUCUGUUAAAAGAUGACACGUGCUCCAAUCUUGUAAUAAUCUAAAUAUUCAGAGUUUAAUCAUAUGAGCUUGUUUUUUUUUUUUUUUGUUUGUUUUUUUUUAAAAAGUAUUAGUUGAGUCGGCGGUCAUUUUUUAGUAGUGAUUUUAAUCUUUCAGAUCUUCUUAUGAGCAGAUUAUGAGCCAUUCAUUUUCAAAUGCACUGAGCAUUGUUACGUAUGAGUCUGGUCACAUAUCAUGUAUUUCAACCACAAUAUCACGUGGGAAUAAGGAAGCGAGACGGAUUGCGUUUUUUUCGCAUUUUGUGUUACUAUUUUGUCUUUUUUUUCAAAUGUUUGAACAAAAGAAAAAAGAGGAAUUAACUAUCAUUUAAUUCCGUCUUGUUUUUUGUUUUGUUUUGUUUUGUUUUUUUCCGUUUUGCUGUAUUCUUUUGUCUGACGAAGAUGCUGGCUUGAUUGAUCGUGUUGGUAUCUGCAGUAAAUCCGCUGUACCAAAUGAAAGUCGAUGUUUUUAUUGGAAUAGUAAGGUCAUGCUAACAUUUCAGAUUUCAGACUAUUGUUACUGUGUAUAUUUUAGCUGCUUUUCUAAACCUGUUUCUGUUGAAUUAAAUAUUAACACAUACUAUGUAGUCAUGUUGCACUAAAAGCACCCAGUGUUAAUUUAUGUUAAUGUGUGUAUCAUCAUUGCUAAUUAAAUGUUAUAUUCAUUUGCAUUGCGUUCCGUUCCUUAAAGCCCCUGUUCUGUUACUUUAUAAUACUUAACACUGGUGUUUCCAAUUAACUCAGAUUUUACUUUUAGAUUUUAUGGCAAUACAUUUACUUUUAUCAUUAAAUUUGUAUUAUUAGAUGUUUUUUCUUCUCAAUGUGAACAGAAUUGAUCAUAACAGACUUCUCGUGUUUGGCGAUUCUCCUGACGGCAGGUGUGUUUGUAUAGAAAUGACAGAAUUGAACAUCUAAUGUGUAAAAUAAACCCUAUUUUGGUUGAAAUUUACAAUCACCAGCUAUUAUCUCAGGUUCGAAAUGACCCGAACGCCAUCAGAGUCGUGUAAAUAAUAAUUUCUUUUCAUAUUCUUUGGCGCUAUUGAGCCAAACAAACAUUAAAAUCCCUUGCCAAUUUUUUAAUAGUAUGCAGAGUAAACUGUUUUUCAGAUUUUAGCAUGAGUGUGGAAUUAUUAAACAACUGCAUUGCAAUCAAAAAUUCUAUUUAAAUGGGGAAAAAAACAAAAACCUGUAUUCACAUUCUCAUAUUGACCAUUUUUAUGUCUACUUUUUCCUUUUUACUCUAUUAAAACUAUCCGUAAUUAUCAAGUUCUGGUUCAAACCAUAUUUAUAAUGUGAUUAAAAAUUCUAAAUUGUGCCACAUUUGUACAAUUCUUGAUGUUAGCAGAUUUAUUAAAGUUUAUUUCGGAAUGUUUUUUGCCUAAUGUGCCAUAUAAUACAAGCCCUGCAUUUCAAAUUGUAGAAAUGUCUAUACAAUAUUUUGUAUAUUUGAUAAGCCACUGUGUGUGUCAUACAUCCAAUAUAAAUAAAAUUAAAUCUGUUGGAAA
Molecule: messenger RNA, 5270 nt
Organism: Tachysurus vachellii
Lineage: Eukaryota; Metazoa; Chordata; Actinopteri; Siluriformes; Bagridae
Gene: scarb2b
Product: scavenger receptor class B, member 2b
Exons: 12
Coding region: 349-1875 (508 amino acids)
Biological process (GO): receptor-mediated endocytosis; protein targeting to lysosome
Cellular component (GO): lysosome; cytoplasm; membrane
Molecular function (GO): scavenger receptor activity
Source: RefSeq, a predicted model, not a curated record